CGUUGAAAGGUCACCACAGAAACAAGGCACCAGUUUUAGAAUGAAAACUAGAUAGCAGCUAGCCGCAGUUUCAAGGCUAAGCCGUCGAUUGAAAAUUAAUGGUUUGAUUUUUUACAGGAUUAAUAUGAUUUGAGUCUUCAGAUUUUCCUCCCUCCCUCCCUCCUCCCUCAUAUAUACCUUCUUGCUUGAAAUUUGAAGAACUACACUGCCUGAUUCUUCCCAGCCACCUGUUGCAGCUAUCUAACUUCAAACAAAUCUAGACCAACCCCAUUUACAAAAACACUUCUUGCUAGCCGUACAAGCAUUCCAAGAAGAUGAAUAGCAGUAGUCCUGUAGAAACUCGUACACAAACUUUUGGUGAGUGUGCCCUCACUUUUGGGAUACCAAUUGGCGUGUUUUCAGUAAUUGCAAUUGCUAUUCUUGCUUCCUAUUUCUGCUCCAGGAAGCCAAUACCUGCAGGCCAUUCUCUUCAUGAUGUCUCCUUGUCCAUAAAUGGUCAAGACUCGGUCAUUAUAGAAAUAGGUCUGAACGAAGCCACUCUCAAUACCUAUCCAAAGCUUCUUUAUUCUGAAGCAAAGGAAAAGCUUGAAAAGGGUGAUGAUUUGGCAGCUACUUCAUGUUGCUCAAUUUGCUUGCAAGACUAUAAAGAUAGUGACCUGCUACGGCUGUUACCUGAGUGUGGUCAUCUUUUCCAUGCACAGUGCAUUGAUCUAUGGUUGAAGUUGCAUCCUACCUGUCCAAUAUGUCGAAACUCGCCUGUCCCAACGCCAAUCAAUGUCACCGAAACAGCUUCCAGGGCACCCCGGAGAGUGUUGUAUGAUGCAUUUUUUGUACAGUUAAUGCACUAGAGUUAAUUUUCACUAAAAUUUGUGAUGAUUGCAGAACUUUUUUUAGGAUCUUUGUAACUGUACAAAGUUCGGUUGCUAAUUAGAGCUCUUGAUGUUAAUUGAGAUGAUUUAAUCUUAGUGUUGUAGAACACAUGAGCCAAUAGAUGCUUGAAUGCAAUAUAAAUGCAAUUGUAAUUGUUUAUCCGUCCUUCAUUUCA
Populus trichocarpa (black cottonwood) is the source of this 1045-nucleotide messenger RNA. Its product is annotated as putative RING-H2 finger protein ATL71. Bases 315 to 848 code for a protein of 177 amino acids. The transcript has a single exon. The record is from RefSeq and is a predicted model, not a curated record. NCBI's taxonomy places the organism in Eukaryota, Viridiplantae, Streptophyta, Magnoliopsida, Malpighiales, Salicaceae.